This is a messenger RNA of Paramuricea clavata, 20575 nucleotides long. The record is from the annotation of a GenBank genome assembly. Lineage: Eukaryota; Metazoa; Cnidaria; Anthozoa; Malacalcyonacea; Plexauridae.
UUUUGUUAAGAAGAUAUUAAUAAGAUACUCAUAUUUUGUAGCGGACUCUCAAUAUUUUUUUCCCUUUAUAUAAUCUGGCUAUUUUUUACUCUUUUUAUAGUUCUAUGUGAGAAAUCGUUUUCCAAGUAGUAUAAAAUAUUGCUAUGUUGAACCUGGCCCGAAGAGAUCCAGCUAAUCAUUCUGUGUUGAUUUCAUAUUGAAUUCUUUCACCGCGUUCACCGCCAUUCACCGCAUAAUAGUCUCCUACACCGCAUGAGAUAAGCAGGUCACAACAAUUUACUACUGUCUUUAAUUUCACAAAAAUUGCAGAUCGUCCCUGGUGGCUUAGUGGUAGUUCGUCUGGCCUGUCUCUAUUAACGUUUGGGUUCAAAUCCCGCUGAACUCAUAUUUUGUAGCGGACUCUCAAUAUUUUUUUUCCUUUAUUUAUUGUUGCUAUUUUUUAUACUUUUUAUACUUCUAUGUGAGAAAUCGCUUUGCAAGUAGCAUAAAAUAUUGCUAUUUUGAACUUGGCCCAAAGAGAUCCAGCUAAUAAUUCUGUGUUGAUUUCAUAUUGAAUUCUUUCACGGCGUUCACCACCAUUCAGCGCAUAAUAGUCUCGUACACCGCAUGAGAUAAGCAGGUCACAACAAUCUACUAUUGUCUUUAAUUUCACAAAAAUUUCAGAUCGUCCCUGGUGGCUUAGUGGUAGUUCGUCUGGCCUGUCUCUAUUAACGUUUGGGUUCAAAUCACGUUGAACUCAUAUUUUGUAGCGGACUCACAAUAUUUUUUUUCCCUUUAUAUAAUCUGGCUAUUUUUUACUCUUUUUAUAGUUCUAUGUGAGAAAUCGCUUUGCAAGUAGUAUAAAAUAUUGCUAUGUUGAACCUGGCCCGAAGAGAUCCAGCUAAUCAUUCUGUGUUGAUUUCAUAUUGAAUUAAUUCACCGCGUUCACCGCCAUUCACCGCAUAAUAGUCUCCUACACCGCAUGAGAUAAGCAGGUCAGAACAAUCUACUAUUGUCUUUAAUUUCACAAAAAUUUCAGAUCGUCCCUGGUGGCUUAGUGGUAGUUCGUCUGCCCUGUCUCUAUUAACGUUUGGGUUCAAAUCACGUUGAACUGAUAUUUUGUAGCGGACUCUCAAUAUUUUUUUUCUUUAUUUAUUCUUGCUAUUUUUUAUACUUUUUAUAGUUCUAUGCGAGAAAUCGCUUUGCAAGUAGUAUAAAAUAUUGCUAUGUUGAACCUGGCCCGAAGAGAUCCAGCUAAUCAUUCUGUGUUGAUUUCAAAUUGAAUUCUUUCACCGCGUUCACCGCCAUUCACCGCAUAAUAGUCUCCUACACCGCAUGAGAUAAGCAGGUCACAACAAUCUACUAUUGUCUUUAAUUUCACAAAAAUUUCAGAUCGUCCCUGGUGGCUUAGUGGUAGUUCGUUUGGCCUAUCUCGAUAAACGUUUGAGUUCAAAUCACGCUGAACUCAUAUUUUGUAGCAGACUCACAAAUUUUUUUCCUUUUAAUCUUUAUAUAAUCUGGCUAUUUUUUACUCUUUUUAUAUUUCUAUGUGAGAAAUUGCUUUACAAGGAGAAAAAAAUAUUGCUAUGUUGAACCUGGCCUGAAGAGAUCCAGCUAAUCAUUCUGUGUUGAUUUCAUAUUGAAUUCUUUCACCGCGUUCACCGCCAUUCACCGCAUAAUAGUCUCCUACACCGCAUGAGAUAAGCAGGUCACAACAAUUUACUAUUGUCUUUAAUUUCACAAAAAUUGCAGAUCGUCCCUGGUGGCUUAGUGGUAGUUCGUCUGCCCUGUCUCGAUUAACGUUUGGGUUCAAAUCCCGUUGAACUCAUAUUUUGUAGCGGACUCUCAAUAUUUUUUUUUCCUUUAUUUAUUGUUGCUAUUUUUUAUACUUUUUAUACUUCUAUGUGAGAAAUCGCUUUGCAAGUAGCAUAAAAUAUUGCUAUUUUGAACUUGGCCCAAAGAGAUCCAGCUAAUAAUUCUGUGUUGAUUUCAUAUUGAAUUCUUUCACGGCGUUCACCACCAUUCACCGCAUAAUAGUCUCGUACACCGCAUGAGAUAAGCAGGUCACAACAAUCUACUAUUGUCUUUAAUUUCACAAAAAUUUCAGAUCGUCCCUGGUGGCUUAGUGGUAGUUCCUCUGGCCUGUCUCUAUUAACGUUUGUGUUCAAAUCACGUUGAACUCAUAUUUUGUAGCGGACUCACAAUAUUUUUUUUCCCUUUAUAUAAUCAGGCUAUUUUUUACUCUUUUUAUAGUUCUAUGUGAGAUAUCGCUUUGCAAGUAGUAUAAAAUAUUGCUAUGUUGAACCUGGCCCGAAGAGAUCCAGCUAAUCAUUCCGUGUUGAUUUCAUAUUGAAUUCUUUCACCGCGUUCACCGCCAUUCACCGCAUAAUAGUCUCCUACACCGCAUGAGAUAAGCAGGUCACAACAAUCUACUAUUGUCUUUAAUUUCACAAAAAUUUCAGAUCGUCCCUGGUGGCUUAGUGGUAGUUCGUCUGGCCUGUCUCUAUUAACGUUUGGGUUCAAAUCACGUUGAACUCAUAUUUUGUAGCGGACUCACAAUAUUUUUUUUCCCUUUAUAUAAUCUGGCUAUUUUUUACUCUUUUUAUAGUUCUAUGUGAGAAAUCGUUUUCCAAGUAGUAUAAAAUAUUGCUAUGUUGAACCUGGCCCGAAGAAAUCCAGCUAAUCAUUCUGUGUUGAUUUCAUAUUGAAUUCUUUCACCGCGUUCACCGCCAUUCACCGCAUAAUAGUCUCCUACACCGCAUGAGAUAAGCAGGUCACAACAAUUUACUAAUCUCUUUAAUUUCACAAAAAUUUCAGAUCGUCCCUGGUGGCUUAGUGGUAGUUCGUCUGGCCUGUCUCUAUUAACGUUUGGGUUCAAAUCACGUUGAACUCAUAUUUUGUAGCGGACUCACAAUAUUUUUUUUCCCUUUAUAUAAUCUGGCUAUUUUUUACUCUUUUUAUAGUUCUAUGUGAGAUAUCGCUUUGCAAGUAGUAUAAAAUAUUGCUAUGUUGAACCUGGCCCGAAGAGAUCCAGCUAAUCAUUCCGUGUUAAUUUCAUAUUGAAUUCUUUCACCGCAUUCACCGCCAUUCACCGCAUAAUAGUCUCCUACACCGCAUGAGAUAAGCAGGUCACAACAAUCUACUAUUGUCUUUAAUUUCACAAAAAUUUCAGAUCGUCCCUGGUGGCUUAGUGGUAGUUCGUUUGGCCUAUCUCGAUAAACGUUUGAGUUGAAAUCACGCUGAACUCAUAUUUUGUAGCAGACUCACAAUUUUUUUUCCCUUUAAUCUUUAUAUAAUCUGGCUAUUUUUUACUCUUUUUAUAUUUCUAUGUGAGAAAUUGCUUUACAAGCAGAAAAAAUAUUGCUAUGUUGAACCUGGCCUGAAGAGAUCCAGCUAAUCAUUCUGUGUUGAUUUCAUAUUGAAUUCUUUCACCGCGUUCACCGCCAUUCACCGCAUAAUAGUCUCCUACACCGCAUGAGAUAAGCAGGUCACAACAAUCUACUAUUGUCUUUAAUUUCACAAAAAAUUCAGAUCGUCCCUGGUGGCUUAGUGGUAGGUCGUUUGGCCUGUCUCUAUUAACGUUUGGGUUCAAAUCACGUUGAACUCAUAUUUUGUAGCGGACUCACAAGAUUUUUUUUCCUUUAUUUAUUCUUGCUAUUUUUUAUACUUUUUAUAGUUCUAUGUGAGAAAUCGCUUUGCAAGUAGUAUAAAAUAUUGCUAUUUUGAACUUGGCCCGAAGAGAUCCAGCUAAUCAUUCUGUGUUGAUUUCAUAUUGAAUUCUUUCACGGCGUUCACCGCCAUUCAGCGCAUAAUAGUCUCGUACCCCGCAUGAGAUAAGCAGGUCACAACAAUCUACUAUUGUCUUUAAUUUCACAAAAAUUUCAGAUCGUCCCUGGUGGCUUAGUGGUAGUUCGUCUGGCCUGUCUCUAUUAACGUUUGGGUUCAAAUCCCGUUGAACUCAUAUUUUGUAGCAGACUCUCAAUAUUUUUUUCCUUUAUUUAUUCUUGCUAUUUCUUAUACUUUUUAUACUUCUAUGUGAGAAAUCGCUUUGCAAGUAGUAUAAAAUAUUGCUAUGUUGAACCUGGCCCGAAGAGAUCCAGCUAAUCGUUCUGUGUUGAUUUCACAUUGAAUUCUUUCACCGCGUUCACCGCCAUUCACCGCAUAAUAGUUUCCUACACCGCAUGAGAUAAGCAGGUCACAACAAUCUACUAUUGUCUUUAAUUUCACAAAAAUUUCAGAUCGUCGCUGGUGGCUUAGUGGUAGUUCGUUUGGCCUAUCUCGAUAAACGUUUGAGUUCAAAUCACGCUGAACUCACAUUUUGUAGCAGACUCACAAUCUUUUUCCCUUUAAUCUUUAUAUAAUCUGGCUAUUUUUUACUCUUUUUAUAUUUCUAUGUGAGAAAUUGCUUUACAAGCAGAAAAAAUAUUGCUAUGUUGAACCUGGCCCGAAGAGAUCCAGCUAAUCAUUCUGUGUUGAUUUCAUAUUGAAUUCUUUCACCGCGUUCACCGCCAUUCACCGCAUAAUAGUCUCCUACACCGCAUGAGAUAAGCAGGUCACAACAAUCUACUAUUGUCUUUAAUUUCACAAAAAUUUCAGAUCGUCCCUGGUGGCUUAGUGGUAGUUCGUUUGGCCUGUCUCUAUUAACGUUUGGGUUCAAAUCCCGUUGAACUCAUAUUUUUUAGCGGACUCUCAAUAUUUUUUUUCCUUUAUUUAUUCUUGCUAUUUUUUAUACUUUUUGUACUUCUAUGUGAGAAAUCGCUUUGCAAGUAGUAUAAAAUAUUGCUAUGUUGAACCUGGCCCGAAGAGAUCCAGCUAAUCAUUCUAUGUUGAUUUCAUAUUGAAUUCUUUCACCGCGUUCACCGCCAUUCACCGCAUAAUAGUCUCCUACACCGCAUGAGAUAAGCAGGUCACAACAAUCUACUAUUGUCUUUAAUUUCACAAAAAUUUCAGAUCGUCCCUAGUGGCUUAGUGGUAGUUCGUCUGGCCUGUCUCUAUUAACGUUUGGGUUCAAAUCACGUUGAACUCAUAUUUUGUAGCGGACUCACAAUAUUUUUUUCCCUUUAUAUAAUCUGGCUAUUUUUUACUCUUUUUAUAGUUCAAUGUGAGAAAUCGCUUUGCAAGUAGUAUAAAAUAAUGCUAUGUUGAACCUGGCCCGAAGAGAUCCAGCUAAUCAUUCUGUGUUGAUUUCAUAUUGAAUUCUUUCACCGCGUUCACCGCCAUUCACCGCAUAAUAGUCUCCUACACCGCAUGAGAUAAGCAGGUCACAACAAUCUACUAUUCUCUUUAAUUUCACAAAAAUUUCAGAUCGUCCCUGGUGGCUUAGUGGUAGUUCGUCUGGCCUGUCUCUAUUAACGUUUGGGUUCAAAUCACGUUGAACUCAUAUUUUGUAGCGGACUCUCAAUAUUUUUUUUCCCUUUAUAUAAUCUGGCUAUUUUUUACUCUUUUUAUAGUUCUAUGUGAGAAAUCGCUUUGCAAGUAGUAUAAAAUAAUGCUAUGUUGAACCUGGCCCGAAGAGAUCCAGCUAAUCAUUCUGUGUUGAUUUCAUAUUGAAUUCUUUCACCGCGUUCACCGCCAUUCACCGCAUAAUAGUCUCCUACACCGCAUGAGAUAAGCAGGUCACAACAAUCUACUAUUGUCUUUAAUUUCACAAAAAUUUCAGAUCGUCCCUGGUGGCUUAGUGGUAGUUCGUCUGGCCUGUCUCUAUUAACGUUUGGGUUCAAAUCACGUUGAACUCAUAUUUUGUAGCGGACUCACAAUAUUUUUUUUCCCUUUAUAUAAUCUGGCUAUUUUUUACUCUUUUUAUAGUUCUAUGUGAGAAAUCGCUUUGCAAGUAGUAUAAAAUAUUGCUAUGUUGAACCUGGCCCGAAGAGAUCCAGCUAAUCAUUCUGUGUUGAUUUCAUAUUGAAUUCUUUCACCGCGUUCACCGCCAUUCACCGCAUAAUAGUCUCCUACACCGCAUGAGAUAAGCAGGUCACAACAAUCUACUAUUGUCUUUAAUUUCACCAAAAUUUCAGAUCGUCCCUGGUGGCUUAGUGGUAGUUCGUCUGGCCUGUCUCUAUUAACGUUUGGGUUCAAAUCACGUUGAACUCAUAUUUUGUAGCGGACUCUCAAUAUUUUUUUUCCUUUAUAUAAUCUUGGCUAUUUUUUAUACUUUUUAUACUUCUAUGUGAGAAAUCGCUUUGCAAGUAGUAUAAAAUAUUGCUAUUUUGAACUUGGCCCAAAGAGAUCCAGCUAAUCAUUCUGUGUUGAUUUCAUAUUGAAUUCUUUCACCGCGUUCACCGCCAUUCACCGCAUAAUAGUCUCCUACACCGCAUGAGAUAAGCAGGUCACAACAAUCUACUAUUGUCUUUAAUUUCACAAAAAUUUCAGAUCGUCCCUGGUGGCUUAGUGGUAGUUCGUCUGGCCUGUCUCUAUUAACGUUUGGGUUCAAAUCACGUUGAACUCAUAUUUUGUAGCGGACUCACAAUAUUUUUUUUCCCUUUAUAUAAUCUGGCUAUUUUUUACUCUUUUUAUAGUUCUAUGUGAGAAAUCGCUUUGCAAGUAGUAUAAAAUAUUGCUAUGUUGAACCUGGCCCGAAGAGAUCCAGCUAAUCAUUCUGUGUUGAUUUCAUAUUGAAUUCUUUCACCGCGUUCACCGCCAUUCACCGCAUAAUAGUCUCCUACACCGCAUGAGAUAAGCAGGUCACAACAAUCUACUAUUGUCUUUAAUUUCACAAAAAUUUCAGAUCGUCCCUGGUGGCUUAGUGGUAGUUCGUCUGGCCUGUCUCUAUUAACGUUUGGGUUCAAAUCACGUUGAACUCAUAUUUUGUAGCGGACUCUCAAUAUUUUUUUUCCCUUUAUAUAAUCUGGCUAUUUUUUACUCUUUUUAUAGUUCUAUGUGAGAUAUCGCUUUGCAAGUAGUAUAAAAUAUUGCUAUGUUGAACCUGGCCCGAAGAGAUCCAGCUAAUCAUUCCGUGUUAAUUUCAUAUUGAAUUCUUUCACCGCGUUCACCGCCAUUCACCGCAUAAUAGUCUCCUACACCGCAUGAGAUAAGCAGGUCACAACAAUCUACUAUUGUCUUUAAUUUCACAAAAAUUUCAGAUCAUCCCUGGUGGCUUAGUGGUAGUUCGUCUGGCCUGUCUCUAUUAACGUUUGGGUUCAAAUCACGUUGAACUCAUAUUUUGUAGCGGACUCUCAAUAUUGUUUUUCCCUUUAUAUAAUCUGGCUAUUUUUUACUCUUUUUAUAGUUCUAUGUGAGAAAUCGCUUUGCAAGUAGUAUAAAAUAUUGCUAUGUUGAACCUGGCCCGAAGAGAUCCAGCUAAUCAUUCUGUGUUGAUUUCAUAUUGAAUUCUUUCACCGCGUUCACCGCCAUUCACCGCAUAAUAGUCUCCUACACCGUAUGAGAUAAGCAGGUCACAACAAUCUACUAUUGUCUUUAAUUUCACAAAAAAUUCAGAUCGUCCCUGGUGGCUUAGUGGUAGUUCGUUUGGCCUAUCUCGAUAAACGUUUGAGUUGAAAUCACGCUGAACUCAUAUUUUGUAGCAGACUCACAAACUUUUUUCCCUUUAAUCUUUAUAUAAUCUGGCUAUUUUUUACUCUUUUUAUAUUUCUAUGUGAGAAAUUGCUUUAAAAGCAGAAAAAAAUAUUGCUAUGUUGAACCUGGCCUGAAGAGAUCCAGCUAAUCAUUCUGUGUUGAUUUCAUAUUGAAUUCUUUCACCGCGUUCACCGCCAUUCACCGCAUAAUAGUCUCCUACACCGCAUGAGAUAAGCAGGUCACAACAAUCUACUAUUGUCUUUAAUUUCACAAAAAUUUCAGAUCGUCCCUGGUGGCUUAGUGGUAGUUCGUCUGGCCUGUCUCUAUUAACGUUUGGGUUCAAAUCACGUUGAACUGAUAUUUUGUAGCGGACUCUCAAUAUUUUUUUUCUUUAUUUAUUCUUGCUAUUUUUUAUACUUUUUAUAGUUCUAUGCGAGAAAUCGCUUUGCAAGUAGUAUAAAAUAUUGCUAUGUUGAACCUGGCCCGAAGAGAUCCAGCUAAUCAUUCUGUGUUGAUUUCAAAUUGAAUUCUUUCACCGCGUUCACCGCCAUUCACCGCAUAAUAGUCUCCUACACCGCAUGAGAUAAGCAGGUCACAACAAUCUACUAUUGUCUUUAAUUUCACAAAAAUUUCAGAUCGUCCCUGGUGGCUUAGUGGUAGUUCGUCUGGCCUGUCUCUAUUAACGUUUGGGUUGAAAUCCCGUUGAACUCAUAUUUUGUAGCGGACUCUCAAUAUUUUUUUUCCCUUUAUAUAAUCUGGCUAUUUUUUACUCUUUUUAUAGUUCUAUGUGAGAAAUCGCUUUGCAAGUAGUAUAAAAUAUUGCUAUGUUGAACCUAGCCCGAAGAGAUCCAGCUAAUCAUUCUGUGUUGAUUUCAUAUUGAAUUUUUUCACCGCGUUCACCGCCAUUCACCGCAUAAUAGUCUCCUACACCGUAUGAGAUAAGCAGGUCACAACAAUCUACUAUUGUCUUUAAUUUCACAAAAAUUUCAGAUCGUCCCUGGUGGCUUAGUGGUAGGUCGUUUGGCCUGUCUCUAUUAACGUUUGGGUUCAAAUCCCGUUGAACUCAUAUUUUGUAGCGGACUCUCAAUAUUUUUUUUCCUUUAUUUAUUCUUGCUAUUUUUUAUACUCUUUAUACUUCUAUGUGAGAAAUCGCUUUGCAAGUAGUAUAAAAUAUUGCUAUUUUGAACUUGGGCCGAAGAGAUCCAGCUAAUCAUUCUGUGUUGAUUUCAUAUUGAAUUUUUUCACCGCGUUCACCGCCAUUCACCGCAUUAUAGUCUCCUACACUCAUGAGAUAAGCAGGUCACAACAAUUUACUAUUGUCUUUAAUUUCACAAAAAUUUCAGAUCGUCCCUGGUGGCUUAGUGGUAGUUCGUCUGGCCUGUCUCUAUUAACGUUUGGGUUCAAAUCACGUUGAACUCAUAUUUUGUAGCGGAUUCACAAUAUUUUUUUUCCCUUUAUAUAAUCUGGCUAUUUUUUACUCUUUUUAUAGUUCUAUGUGAGAAAUCGUUUUCCAAGUAGUAUAAAAUAUUGCUAUGUUGAACCUGGCCCGAAGAGAUCCAGCUAAUCAUUCUGAGUUGAUUUCACAUUGAAUUCUUUCACCGCGUUCACCGCCAUUCACCGCAUAAUAGUCUCCUACACCGCAUGAGAUAAGCAGGUCACAACAAUUUACUAUUGUCUUUAAUUUCACAAAAAUUGCAGAUCGUCCCUGGUGGCUUAGUGGUAGUUCGUCUGGCCUGUCUCUAUUAACGUUUGGGUUCAAAUCCCGUUGAACUCAUAUUUUGUAGCGGACUCUCAAUAUUUUUUUUCCUUUAUUUAUUGUUGCUAUUUUUUAUACUUUUUAUACUUCUAUGUGAGAAAUCGCUUUGCAAGUAGCAUAAAAUAUUGCUAUUUUGAACUUGGCCCAAAGAGAUCCAGCUAAUAAUUCUGUGUUGAUUUCAUAUUGAAUUCUUUCACGGCGUUCACCAGCAUUCACCGCAUAAUAGUCUCGUACACCGCAUGAGAUAAGCAGGUCACAACAAUCUACUAUUGUCUUUAAUUUCACAAAAAUUUCAGAUCGUCCCUGGUGGCUUAGUGGUAGUUCGUCUGGCCUGUCUCUAUUAACGUUUGUGUUCAAAUCACGUUGAACUCAUAUUUUGUAGCGGACUCACAAUAUUUUUUUUCCUUUAUAUAAUCUGGCUAUUUUUUACUCUUUUUAUAGUUCUAUGUGAGAUAUCGCUUUGCAAGUAGUAUAAAAUAUUGCUAUGUUGAACCUGGCCCGAAGAGAUCCAGCUAAUCAUUCCGUGUUAAUUUCAUAUUGAAUUCUUUCACCGCAUUCACCGCCAUUCACCGCAUAAUAGUCUCCUGCACCGCAUGAGAUAAGCAGGUCACAACAAUCUACUAUUGUCUUUAAUUUCACAAAAAUUUCAGAUCGUCCCUGGUGGCUUAGUGGUAGUUCGUUUGGCCUAUCUCGAUAAACGUUUGAGUUGAAAUCACGCUGAACUCAUAUUUUGUAGCAGACUCACAAAUUUUUUUCCCUUUAAUCUUUAUAUAAUCUGGCUAUUUUUUACUCUUUUUAUAUUUCUAUGUGAGAAAUUGCUUUACAAGCAGAAAAAAAUAUUGCUAUGUUGAACCUGGCCUGAAGAGAUCCAGCUAAUCAUUCUGUGUUGAUUUCAUAUUGAAUUCUUUCACCGCGUUCACCGCCAUUCACCGCAUAAUAGUCUCCUACACCGCAUGAGAUAAGCAGGUCACAACAAUCUACUAUUGUCUUUAAUUUCACAAAAAUUUCAGAUAGUCCCUGGUGGCUUAGUGGUAGUUCGUCUGGCCUGUCUCUAUUAACGUUUGGGUUCAAAUCACGUUGAACUCAUAUUUUGUAGCGGACUCACAAUAUUUUUUUUCCCUUUAUAUAAUCUGGCUAUUUUUUACUCUUUUUAUAGUUCUAUGUGAGAAAUCGGUUUCCAAGUAGUAUAAAAUAUUGCUGUGUUGAACCUGGCCCGAAGAGAUCCAGCUAAUCAUUCUGUGUUGAUUUCAUAUUGAAUUCUUUCACCGCGUUCAGCGCCAUUCACCGCAUAAUAGUCUCCUACACCGCAUAAGAUAAGCAGGUCACAACAAUCUACUAUUGUCUUUGAUUUCACAAAAAUUUCAGAUCGUCCCUGGUGGCUUAGUGAUAGGUCGUUUGGCCUGUCUCUAUUAACGUUUGGGUUCAAAUCCCGUUGAACUCAUAUUUUGUAGCGGACUCUCAAUAUUUUUUUUCCUUUAUUUAUUCUUGCUAUUUUUUAUACUUUUUAUACUUCUAUGUGAGAAAUCGCUUUGCAAGUAGUAUAAAAUAUUGCUAUUUUGAACUUGGGCCGAAGAGAUCCAGCUAAUCAUUCUGUGUUGAUUUCAUAUUGAAUUUUUUCACCGCGUUCACCGCCAUUCACCGCAUAAUAGUCUCCUACACUCAUGAGAUAAGCAGGUCACAACAAUCUACUAUUGUCUUUAAUUUCACAAAAAUUUCAGAUCGUCCCUGGUGGUUUAGUGGUAGUUCGUCUGGCCUGUCUCUAUUAACGUUUGCGUUCAAAUUACGUUGAACUCAUAUUUUGUAGCAGACUCACAAUUUUUUUUCCCUUUAAUCUUUAUAUAAUCUGGCUAUUUUUUACUCUUUUUAUAUUUCUAUGUGAGAAAUUGCUUUACAAGCAGAAAAAAAUAUUGCUAUGUUGAAGCUGGCCCGAAGAGAUCCAGCUAAUCAUUCUGUGUUGAUUUCAUAUUGAAUUCUUCAACGCGUUCACCGCCAUUCACCGCAUAAUAGUCUCCUACACCGCAUGAGAUAAGCAGGUCACAACAAUCUACUAUUGUCUUUAAUUUCGCAAGAACUUCAGAUCGUCCCUGGUGGCUUAGUGGUAGUUCGUAUGUCCUGUCUCUAUUAACGUUUGGGUUCAAAUCCCGUUGAACUCAUAUUUUUUAGCGGACUCUCAAUAUUUUUUUCCCUUUAUUUAUUCUUGCUAUUUUUUAUACUUUUUGUACUUCUAUGUGAGAAAUCGCUUUGCAAGUAGUAUAAAAUAUUGCUAUGUUGAACCUGGCCCGAAGAGAUCCAGCUAAUCAUUCUCUGUUGAUUUCAUAUUGAAUUCUUUCACCGCGUUCACCGUCAUUCACCGCAUAAUAGUCUCCUACACCGCAUGAGAUAAGCAGGUCGCAACAAUCUACUAUUGUCUUUAAUUUCACAAAAAUUUCAGAUCGUCCCUGGUGGCUUAGUGGUAGUUCGUACGGCCUGUCUCUAUUAACGUUUGGGUUCAAAUCACGUUGAACUCAUAUUUUGUAGCGGACUCACAAUAUUUUUUUCCCUUUAUAUAAUCUGGCUAUUUUUUACUCUUUUUAUAGUUCUAUGUGAGAAAUCGCUUUGCAAGUAGUAUAAAAUAUUGCUAUGUUGAACCUGGCCCGAAGAGAUCCAGCUAAUCAUUCUGUGUUGAUCAUUUCAUAUUGAAUUCUUUCACCGCGUUCACCGCCAUUCACCGCCAUUCACCGCAUAAUAGUCUCCUACACCGCAUGAGAUAAGCAGGUCACAACAGUCUACUAUUGUCUUUAAUUUCACAAAAAUUUCAGAUCGUCCCUGGUGGCUUAGUGGUAGUUCGUAUGGCCUGUCUCUAUUAACGUUUGGGUUCAAAUCACGUUGAACUCAUAUUUUGUAGCGGACUCUCAAUAUUUUUUUUCCUUUAUUUAUUCUUGCUAUUUUUUAUACUUUUUAUACUUCUAUGUGAGAAAACGCUUUGCAAGUAGUAUAAAAUAUUGCUAUUUUGAACUUGGCCCGAAGAGAUCCAGCUAAUCAUUCUGUGUUGAUUUCAUAUUGAAUUCUUUCACCGCGUUCACCGCCAUUCACCGCAUAAUAGUCUCCUACACCGCAUGAGAUAAGCAGGUCACAACAAUCUACUAUUGUCUUUAAUUUCACAAAAAUUUCAGAUCGUCCCUGGUGGCUUAGUGGUAGUUCGUCUUGCCUGUCUCUAUUAACGUUUGGGUUCAAAUCACGUUGAACUCAUAUUUUGUAGCGGACUCACAAUAUUUUUUUUCCCUUUAUAUAAUCUGGCUAUUUUUUACUCUUUUUAUAGUUCUAUGUGCGAAAUCGCUUUGCAAGUAGUAUCAAAUAUUGCUAUGUUGAACCUGGCCCGAAGAGAUCCAGCUAAUCAUUCUGUGUUGAUUUCAUAUUAAAUUCUUUCACCGCGUUCACCGCCAUUCACCGCAUAAUAGUCUCCUACACCGCAUGAGAUAAGCAGGUCACAACAAUCUACUAUUGUCUUUAAUUUCACAAAAAUUUCAGAUCGUCCCUGGUGGCUUAGUGGUAGUUCGUUUGGCCUAUCUCGAUAAACGUUUGAGUUCAAAUCACGCUGAACUCAUAUUUUGUAGCAGACUCACAAUUUUUUUUCCCUUUAAUCUUUAUAUAAUCUGGCUAUUUUUUACUCUUUUUAUAUUUCUAUGUGAGAAAUUGCUUUACAAGCAGAAAAAAAUAUUGCUAUGUUGAACCUGGCCUGAAGAGAUCCAGCUAAUCAUUCUGUGUUGAUUUCAUAUUGAAUUCUUUCACCGCGUUCACCGCCAUUCACCGCAUAAUAGUCUCCUACACCGCAUGAGAUAAGCAGGUCACAACAAUCUACUAUUGUCUUUAAUUUCGCAAGAAAUUCAGAUCGUCCCUGGUGGCUUAGUGGUAGUUCGUCUGUCCUGUCUCUAUUAACGUUUGGGUUCAAAUCACGUUGAACUCAUAUUUUUUAGCGGACUCUCAAUAUUUUUUUUCCUUUAUUUAUUCUUGCUAUUUUUUAUACUUUUUGUACUUCUAUGUGAGAAAUCGCUUUGCAAGUAGUAUAAAAUAUUGCUAUGUUGAACCUGGCCCGAAGAGAUCCAGCUAAUCAUUCUGUGUUGAUCAUUUCAUAUUGAAUUCUUUCACCGCGUUCACCGCCAUUCACCGCAUAAUAGUCUCCUACACCGCAUGAGAUAAGCAGGUCACAACAGUCUACUAUUGUCUUUAAUUUCACAAAAAUUUCAGAUUGUCCCUGGUGGCUUAGUGGUAGUUCGUAUGGCCUGUCUCUAUUAACGUUUGGGUUCAAAUCACGUUGAACUCAUAUUUUGUAGCGGACUCACAAUAUUUUUUUUCCCUUUAUAUAAUCUGGCUAUUUUUUACUCUUUUUAUAGUUCUAUGUGAGAAAUCGCUUUGCAAGUAGUAUAAAAUAUUGCUAUGUUGAACCUGGCCCGAAGAGAUCGAGCUAAUCAUUCUCUGUUGACUUCAUAUUGAAUUCUUUCACCGCGUUCACCGCCAUUCACCGCAUAAUAGUCUCCUACACCGCAUGAGAUAAGCAGGUCACAACAAUUUACUAUUGUCUUUAAUUUCACAAAAAUUUCAGAUCGUCUCUGGUGGCUUAGUGGUAGUUCGUCUGGCCUGUCUCUAUUAACGUUUGGGUUCAAAUCACGUUGAACUCAUAUUUUGUAGCGGACUCACAAUAUUUUUUUUCCCUUUAUAUAAUCUGGCUAUUUUUACUCUUUUUAUAGUUCUAUGUGAGAAAUCGCUUUGCAAGUAGUAUAAAAUAUUGCUAUGUUGAACCUGGCCCGAAGAGAUCCAGCUAAUCAUUCUGUGUUGAUUUCAUAUUGAAUUCUUUCACCGCGUUCACCGCCAUUCACCGCAUAAUAUUCUCCUACACCGCAUGAGAUAAGCAGGUCACAACAAUCUACUAUUGUCUUUAAUUUCACAAAAAUUUCAGAUCGUCCCUGGUGGCUUAGUGGUAGUUCGUAUGGCCUGUCUCUAUUAACGUUUGGGUUCAAAUCACGUUGAACUCAUAUUUUGUAGCGGACUCACAAUAUUUUUUUCCCUUUAUAUAAUCUGGCUAUUUUUUAUACUUUUUAUACUUCUAUGUGAGAAAACGCUUUGCAAGUAGUAUAAAAUAUUGCUAUGUUGAACCUGGCCCGAAGAGAUCCAGCUAAUCAUUCUGUGUUGAUUUCAUAUUGAAUUCUUUCACCGCGUUCACCGCCAUUCACCGCAUAAUAUUCUCCUACACCGCAUGAGAUAAGCAGGUCACAACAAUCUACUAUUGUCUUUAAUUUCACAAAAAUUUCAGAUCGUCCCUGGUGGCUUAGUGGUAGUUUGUCUGGCCUGUCUCUAUUAACGUUUGGGUUCAAGUCACGUUGAACUCAUAUUUUGUAGCGGACUCGCAAUAUUUUUUUUCCCUUUAUAUAAUCUGGCUAUUUUUUACUCUUUUUAUAGUUCUAUGUGAGAAAUCGCUUUUCAAGUAGUAUAAAAUAUUGCUAUGUUGAACCUGGCCCGAAGAGAUCCAGCUAAUCAUUCUGUGUUGAUUUCAUAUUGAAUUCUUUCACCGCGUUCACCGCCAUUCACCGCAUAAUAGUCUCCUACACUGCAUGAGAUAAGCAGGUCACAACAAUCUACUAUUGUCUUUAAUUUCACAAAAAUUUCAGAUCGUCCCUGGUGGCUUAGUGGUAGUUCGUCUGGCCUGUCUCUAUUAACGUUUGGGUUCAAAUCACGUUGAACUCAUUUUUUGUAGCGGACUCACAAUAUUUUUUUUCCCUUUAUAUAAUCUGGCUAUUUUUUACUCUUUUUAUAGUUCUAUGUGAGAAAUCGCUUUGCAAGUAGUAUAAAAUAUUGCUAUGUUGAACCUGGCCCGAAGAGAUCCAGCUAAUCAUUCUGUGUUGAUUUCAUAUUGAAUUCUUUCACCGCGUUCACCGCCAUUCACCGCAUAAUAGUCUCCUACACCGCAUGAGAUAAGCAGGUCACAACAAUCUACUAUUGUCUUUAAUUUCACAAAGAUUUGAGAUCGUCCCUAGUGGCUUAGUGGUAGUUUGUCUGGCCUGUCUCUAUUAACGUUUGGGUUCAAAUCACGUUGAACUCAUAUUUUGUAGCGGACUCACAAUAUUUUUUUUCCUUUAUAUAAUCUGGCUAUUUUUUACUCUUUUUAUAGUUCUAUGUGCGAAAUCGCUUUGCAAGUAGUAUAAAAUAUUGCUAUGUUGAACCUGGCCCGAAGAGAUCCAGCUAAUCAUUCUGUGUUGAUUUCAUAUUGAAUUCUUUCACCGCGUUUACCGCCAUUCACCGCAUAAUAGUCUCCUACACCGCAUGAGAUAAGCAGGUCACAACAAUCUACUAUUGUCUUUAAUUUCACAAAAAUUUCAGAUCGUCCCUAAUGGCUUAGUGGUAGUUUGUCUGGCCUGUCUCUAUUAACGUUUGGGUUCAAAUCACGUUGAACUCAUAUUUUGUAGCGGACUCACAAUAUUGUUUUUCCCUUUAUAUAAUCUGGCUAUUUUUUACUCUUUUUAUAGUUGUAUGUGAGAAAUCGCUUUGCAAGUAGUAUAAAAUAUUGUUAUGUUGAACCUGGCCCGAAGAGAUCCAGCUAAUCAUUCUGUGUUGAUUUCAUAUUGAUUUCUUUCACCGCGUUCACCGCCAUUCACCGCAUAAUAGUCUCCUACACCGCAUGAGAAAUGUACAUAUCAUAAGGCACCGGUAAAUACUUUUGUUGAAAAGAGAAAUUUCAGAAACUUCAAUGAACAUGCAUAUUUGAAUGAUUUAAAUAAUCUAAAUUGGGAGCAGGUUUGUCUGCAUAACGACCCUAAUGAUAUGUGGACUGAAUGGUUGAAUUUGUUUAUGUCUGUGAUUGAUAAACAUGCCCCACUUAAAAAGAAACGUAUAGGGAAACGAAAGUCUCCCUGGAUUACUUCACAUGUAGUUCAGAAAAUUCGCGAAAGAGAUUAUCUAAAAAGGCAAUUCGAUAUUUCACGUGACGAUGAAAUUUGGUUACAAUAUAAGAAAGCUCGAAAUGAAACUAACAACACUAUUAGGCAGGCUAAACAUAACUACUUUAUCACUAAUAUUGAGGCUGCACGAAAAGAUCCAAGGAAAACUUGGAGACUAGUCAACGAUCUGAACUCUCGUAAAGUGAGUGAUGUAACCAGUGUCAAGAAAGUCAAUCUUGACGGUAAUGAAAUCACUAAUGCGGCUGAAAUUUCGGAUGCCUUUAAUUCAUAUUUCACCUCGAUAGGAGAGAAACUUGCGAACAAAAUACCUAGCUCGAAUGUUAAUCCCGUUUCUUAUAUUCAAACCACACAUAGUGUUUUUUCUUUCGAGGAAAUUGGUUUGUCCACUGUAAAUUGUUUGCUAAAAACGAUUAAUGCUAACAAAGCGACCGGCCCUGAUAAAGUCCCAGGUAGAUUAUUGAAAAUAGCCGCUGAUAUUCUUUCCCCCUCGUUAACCAGAAUUUUUAAUAGAUCGCUUUCUAUGGGGAUUUAUCCGACUGAUUGGAAAAUGGCAAAAGUCUUACCGUUAUUCAAAAAUGGCGAAAAAUGUGAUCUAAGUAAUUAUCGUCCAAUUUCAAUUAUAUCGGCGGUUGCCAAAGUUUUUGGUAGAACCGUUUAUGACCAAUUUUACUCCUAUCUGACAAGUAACAACUUACUGUCGAACUAUCAGUCAGGGUUUCGAGCAUCGUAUAGUACCGUUACAGCUUUAUUAGAGUCGACUAAUAACUGGUGCGUAAAUAUUGAUAAGGGAUUGCUUAACGGAGUGAUCUUCAUUGACCUAAAGAAAGCUUUCGAUACAAUUGAUCACGAAAUUCUUAUACGUAAACUCAAGUGUUAUGGUGUGGAUGACAAUGCGCUAUCGUGGUUUAAUUCCUAUUUAAACAAUCGAAAACAGAAAUGCUACGUAAAUGGCAAACUCUCUGGUAGUCGUUCUAUCUCCCAUGGAGUUCCGCAAGGCUCUAUUAUAGGCCCACUUCUGUUUUUGAUCUAUAUCAAUGACUUGCCUAACUGCUUGAACGAGGGUUUACCUAGAAUGUAUGCUGAUGAUACGAACAUCAGCAUGCAAAGUAAUAAUCUUUCUGAGCUAGAAAAUCUUAUGAAUGCUGAAAUAGCCAAUUUAAACACAUGGCUAGAAGCAAAUAAGUUAAGUUUAAAUAUUGCCAAGACUGAAUUUAUGAUUAUUGGAUCUCGUCAAAGACUUUCAACCUUUGAUAAUCAGAAUGUGGAAGUAUGUGUUAACAAUAAACAGAUUAAUAGAGUGCUGAAGUCUAAGUCAUUAGGUUUAACAAUUGAUGAGAACUUGACUUGGAAAUAUCAUGUUGAUAAUAUCACCAAAAAAGUCUCUUCGGGUAUCGGUGCUCUCAAACGAAUGAGAUAUUUUAUUACCACAGAAACUGCAAUUCGAGUUUACCAAAGUUUGGUGGAGCCCUAUUUUUCCUAUUGUGCCCCUGUUUGGGAUGGCCUAGGUAAAAGCAAAGCGAAAAAUUACAAAAAUUACAGAAUAGGGCCGCCCGUGUUAUUACCCGUUCAUCUUAUGAUAUUUCAUCAAGUUCUCUUCUUGAAGAACUUAAUUGGGAAUCAUUGUCCACUAAGCGAUUAAAGCAAAAGGCAAUCCUCAUGUUUAAUACAAUUAAUAAACAUACACCAUUCUAUUUACAAGAGAUGUUUUCUCCCAGUGAGAGUGUUUAUAACCUGAGAGAUUCUUAUGGUAAACUUUAUGUCCCAAAACCACGCACAGAUUAUUUGAAACGCUCCUUCAGUUACAGUGGAGCCUCUUUAUGGAAUGGCCUGCCAGAAUCUCUUAGAUCAGUAACCUCUCUCGCUGCAUUUAAGACAGGUUUAGAAGCCUUCUUAAUAAAUAAUCGAUCUGACUCCCACACGGCAAUCAGGUAGAACAGUAUCUAUAUUUCUUUUUGCUCCUUUUAAAAUAUUUUAAUAUUUUUGUAAAUAACUAUACUGAUGAUUUUCCGUGUUUAAAUAAAGUUGAUGUAUGUAUGUAUGAGAUAAGCAGGUCACAACAAUCUACUAUUGUCUUUAAUUUCACAAAAAUUUCAGAUCGUCCCUGGUGGCUUAGUGGUAGUUCGUCUGGCCUGUCUCUAUUAUUUCCUAUUCAGUACAAAAAACUAAUACACUUGAACGCUUAAAAUUUGAGUCUACGUUACCCUCCACCAAAAUACCAAACCUUUUAAUUUGUAAUCUCCGCUCCCUGACGUCCAAGGUCGACGAACUUGACGCUGUGGUGUCUUUUAACCAAACGGACAUGGUCUGCAUUACAGAGACUUGGUUAUCUCCUGCAAUUCCUGACAAUUUGGUAUCCUUGUCCAAUUUCAAUCUGUUUAGGAACGAUAGACUGGUUUCAAACGGCGGACGUGUUUGUGCCUACAUAAAUAGCAAUAUCUAUUGUAGACGAAUUGAGGAAUUUGAAAACUCUUCGAUUGAAUCACUGUGGUUAUCAGUGAGACCAAAGAAGCUACCCCGCUCUGUCUCGGUUAUCUUACUGGCUGUUGUUUACCAUUCAACAGCAUCCCGCCAAACUGAAAAUGUAGAAUUGUAUUCACACAUUCAAACCAAUGUGGACUCAUUUUUAUAUUCCCACCCUGAAGCUUUGGUCCUAAUUACGGGCGACUUCAAUUUUAGAAGCACGGGUCUCGAUGCAAACCAUCUUAAAAGAAUUGCUGGUCUGACGCAGAUAGUCAAGGUAGCUACCAGAUCUGAUGUAACUUUAGACUGGUGUUUAACCAACUCAAAGGUGGAUAAUAUUUACGAAUCAAUCCAACUUCCUCCCAUUGGAACCAGUGAUCAUUAUACGAUUCUUAUGAAAGCCCAACCUUCUCCCUCAAAGCCAGACAAUUCACAUAUAUGGAAACGCGAUCUCAGAGAUAGCAGGAUACGGCCUUUUGGACGAUAUAUCACUACAUUUGACUGGUCUCCUAUCUUGGACAUACAUGACUGUGAUACAAAAUAUGAAAAGUUUAACGAUACAAUGACUGUGAUGAUUGAAAAAUUCUUUCCCUUGGAACGGAUUAAAGUACGAAAGUGUGAUAAGCCUUGGAUGACGUCAUCAAUAAAGUCUGCUAUUGGGAGACGCCAAAAAGCCUUACACGAAAGCGGGAAAAAUUCAGAUAUUUAUAAAUAUUGGCGUAACAGAGUCCAAUCAUGCAUUAAAGUUGCACGAAAGAUCUACUAUAUGAGGUCAGUUGAGAAAUUAAAAAAUUCUAACCCGGCAAGAUGGUGGAAAGAAGUGAAAGCCAUUGGUGGUCUCUCGUCAAAAAAUUCUUGGUAUUCUCAGCUAUUUUCUGAUGAUGUUCGGAAUUGCGAAGAACUGGCCGAAAAUUUUAAUAACUUUCUUACUGCCCUUACAUCACAUUUUGACCCUCUAACUCUCGACGAAAUCCAGGAGGGCCUAGAAGUACCAAACCAUUACCUCGUUGACGCCCAACAGAUCUAUAUGAAACUUAGUAAAAUUAAAACCACAAAAUCACCGGGUCCUGACAUGUUUCCAAAUAAAAUCCUGAAAACAUUUGCCUUUGAGCUUGCCCCAGUUAUCUCAGACAUUUUCAACUCAUCCAUGACACAAGGCACCUUCCCAAAGGCAUUGAAGAGAUCUAUUGUAGUGCCUGUCCCUAAGGUAUCACCCCCAAAGAAUAUUGAAGACGACCUACGACCAAUAUCUUUAACAUCUCAGAUCGCCAAAGUUAUGGAGGAUUGUACUUUGGACAAUUUUUUUCCUGAAGUUGUAAAUAAACUUGACACCAAACAAUUUGCACUCCCAAAGAAAUCAACGACCCACGCUUUGGUCUACCUUUUACAUUCAAUCUUGGUUGCUCUUGAGAGAGGUUCCUGUACUGCCAGAUUGUUCUUUGCAGAUUUCAAGAAAGGUUUUGACCUAGUAGACCACAAUGUUAUUAUUAAAGAAUUAACCCUGCUUGGUACCCAUCCCUCUAUAAUUCGGUGGAUUAAAGCCUUCCUCUGCGAUCGCGAACAAUGUGUCCGGGUGGGAACUUCUAUGUCCUCUUGGAAGAAAACAAAUGGUGGCUUGCCACAAGGUACAAAGUUGGGUCCAUUAUUGUUUGCUGUUCUCAUUAAUUCCUUACUCAAAAACUGGCCCAGUAGGAUCAAGUUUGUGGAUGACACCUCAGCCCUAGAGAUUAUACCACGUUUUUCAUCCAGUUUAAUGCCAUUAGUCGUAAAUGAAAUCUCGGACUACGCCUUAGAACGUGGAAUGGAACUAAAUUAUAAGAAAUGCAAACAAAUGUUGAUCAACUUUCUUAAAUAUAAAGGAUCUGAUGAUGAAAACCCGAUCUAUGUUGCAGGUAAACCGGUGGAAACUGUGUCCUCUUUCAAACUCCUAGGUGUAUGA